Molecule: messenger RNA, 510 nt
Organism: Cylindrotheca closterium
Lineage: Eukaryota; Bacillariophyta; Bacillariophyceae; Bacillariales; Bacillariaceae
Source: the annotation of a GenBank genome assembly
AUGCCAUCCUAUGGAGCAGUCGAUACACAGCGAUCCGAGGACGCUGAGACCAAUGCUGCCGACAAUUCCUUUGAAGAAAUGGACAUGCGCUUUCUAAAGGAGCAGAAGGUCUCACAGGACGCCCGUCGGCGCAAGGUGAUAUCCGCUUUGGUUCCCAUUCUCGUCGCCCUUGUCAUCAUCCUUCUCUUUGCAAAGAUUUCACUCGGAGCAAUUGGACCAGCGCAUGACCCCAAAUACCCUACGGAAUACGGAUCCAAGGCAGCUCCAGCACCCUCUCCAAAGUCAUCCACACCAACUGGAGAAGAACCAUCAUCAGUGUCGGCUUUUCCUCCGGCCUCGUCAUAUUCGUCGUCUUCCAACACAACGGCCAAGAACAAGAACAUGAACACUACUAGUACGAGUAUCACCACCACAGCGUCGUGUAGUGAAAAUAGACCAUGCUAUCAACUGGGGUUAACAGGUCAAUGCUGUCCAACUGGGGAGGGUGUCAUGUUGGGUUGUUGCCAAUAG